Phymastichus coffea is the source of this 4290-nucleotide messenger RNA. RefSeq names its product valine--tRNA ligase (gene ValRS). The record is from RefSeq and is a predicted model, not a curated record. Lineage: Eukaryota; Metazoa; Arthropoda; Insecta; Hymenoptera; Eulophidae. The transcript is spliced from 18 exons. Gene Ontology annotation, molecular function: valine-tRNA ligase activity; ATP binding; aminoacyl-tRNA deacylase activity. Gene Ontology annotation, biological process: valyl-tRNA aminoacylation. Gene Ontology annotation, cellular component: cytosol. Bases 175 to 3636 code for a protein of 1153 amino acids.
CGAGCCGCUCGUACGUUCCGGAUUGUUGGUUAUAUCCCAGUAUUCCACGUGCGACAGCCAUCCCCAAGUCAUUUUUACCUUUUUGUCGGUUUAACACACCGCCACGUAUUCGAGCGAUUUUUAUUAUUUUUGUCGCACGAAAAUCAGUAUUGUUGUUUGAAAAAUAAAAAUAUCAUGGUAGACCCACAAACAAAUACGACUGAUGGGGAUCCUGCAGCUCCACCAAAAACCGCUAAACAAUUGGAAAAAGAAAAGCAGAAACUUGCAAAAUUAGAAAAGUUCAAGCAGAAGCAGGAGAAGAAAAAUGCUACUGCUGGUACUGAAGUUAAAGAAAAGACAGAGCAGAAGGAGAAGAAAAAAGAAAUAAAAGAAUCAGCUGUUUAUACAGUAAAUACUGCACCAGGAGAGAAAAAAGAUGUUACUUGUCCCAUGCCUGAUGCAUACAGUCCAAAAUAUGUUGAAGCUGCAUGGUAUUCUUGGUGGGAAAAGAGUGGAUUUUUCAAACCAGAAUAUAAUAGAAAAAGUAUAUCAGAAAGUAAUCCUAAUGGAAAGUUUGUAAUGGUAAUUCCCCCACCCAAUGUCACUGGUUUCCUUCAUCUUGGACACGCAUUAACAAAUGCUGUAGAAGAUGCAAUCACAAGAUGGAAUCGAAUGAAAGGUCGUACGACUCUUUGGAAUCCUGGUUGCGAUCAUGCCGGUAUUGCGACUCAAGUUGUUGUAGAAAAAAAAUUAUGGAGAGAAGAGCAAAAGACUCGUCACGAUUUGGGUCGUGAAAAAUUUGUAGAGAAAAUUUGGGAAUGGAAGAAGGAGAAAGGAGAUAGAAUUUAUGAACAGCUGAAAAGAUUGGGUGGUUCAUUUGAUUGGGAUAGAGCUUCUUUCACGAUGGAUCCUAAAUUAUGCCGUGCAGUUACUGAAGCAUUCGUAAGAUUGCAUGAUGAAGGAGUCAUUUACAGGAGUAAUCGUCUAGUAAACUGGUCUUGCACUUUGAAAAGUGCUAUUUCAGAUAUUGAAGUGGAUAAAAUGGAGUUGACUGGAAAAACAUUGCUUUCCAUUCCAGGUUACAAAGAAAAAAUUGAAUUUGGGGUCUUAGUGCUAUUUUCUUAUGAAAUUGAAGAAACAAAUGAAAAAAUCACUGUUGCUACUACCCGAAUUGAAACGAUGUUGGGAGAUACUGCUAUUGCCGUUCAUCCUGAAGACGCAAGAUACAAACACUUGAUUGGAAAGCAUGCCAAACAUCCGUUCUGCAGUAGAAAACUACCAAUUAUCGCCGACACAUAUGUUGAUAUAGCAUUUGGGACCGGUGCUGUAAAAAUAACUCCUGCUCACGAUCCGAACGAUUAUGAAAUUGGAAAACGGCACAAUUUACCAUUUGUUACGAUAUUCGAUGAUGAUGGUAACAUAAUUGGUGAUUAUGGAAUAUUUACGGGAAUGAAGCGCUUCUAUGCUAGACAAGCAAUAAUCAAAGAACUGACUGAUAGAAGUCUAUUUGUAGAAAUUAAGGACAAUGCUAUGGUUGUGCCUAUCUGUAGUCGAUCAAAAGACAUUGUUGAGCCACUCAUCAAACCGCAAUGGUAUGUCAAAUGUGCUGAUAUGGCAGCUGCAGCUACCGAAUCUGUAAAGACCGGGGAAUUAAAAAUUAUUCCUGAACAAUUUAAGAAAACGUGGUACUACUGGAUGGAGGGCAUUAGGGACUGGUGCAUCAGUCGGCAAUUGUGGUGGGGUCACCGCAUACCGGCUUACUAUGUUACUAUUAAGGAUAGCAAUAAUGAGACUUCAGAUGACGAUAGAUGGGUGAGUGGACGUACGGAGGAUGAAGCAAAAGAAAAAGCAGCCAAGAAGUUUAAUAUCAGCAAAGACAAAAUUAUACUCCAACAAGAUCCUGAUGUUUUGGAUACGUGGUUCUCAUCUGGCCUCUUCCCAUUCUCAAUUUUCGGAUGGCCUGAUCAAACAGAAGAGCUUAAGGCGUUUUAUCCUGGAACUCUUUUAGAAACUGGUCACGACAUCAUUUUCUUCUGGGUAGCAAGAAUGGUGUUCUUCGGUCAGAAGUUAUUAGGAAAAUUACCUUUUAAAGAAGUAUAUCUGCACGCUAUGGUGAGGGACGCUCAUGGUCGGAAAAUGAGCAAAUCUCUCGGCAAUGUAAUCGAUCCUAUGGAUGUGAUUCGUGGCGCUACAUUGGAGAAUCUCCACAAGCAACUAUUAGACACUAAUUUAGAUCCUCAAGAAUUAAAACGCGCGACGGAAGGUCAAAAACGUGAUUAUCCACAAGGCAUCCCCGAAUGUGGUACGGACGCCUUGCGUUUUGCUUUAUGCGCUUACACCUCGCAAGGCAGAGACAUCAACCUUGACAUUCUAAGAGUCCAAGGCUACAGAUUCUUCUGUAACAAGCUCUGGAACGCGGCCAAGUUUGCUCUCACAUAUUUUGGAGAUGGCUUCGAGUAUGACGAAGCUGCUGAUGCUAAGUCUCUGAAUGCAGAACGACUAUUUGGCGAUCUCGGCUGGUACACACGUACGUUAUCCGAGCCGUGCGUGCAGUCGUCUCUCGAUGCCUACCUUGCUGACUAUCCCUACCUAGAUGGCUAUACACCUUCGCGUCUUGAUCUCAAAGUACACGAGGCUCUGGAUAAAUCGUGCUUUAAACAUAAAGCUCAUCUCAGACGAUGGCAUGCUCAUAUCAGUAGUUUUGCCACUGAGGAAAGGAGCAAGUUUCGAAACGAAAAUCGCAGAAUCAUGUCGUAUUGCGAGAUUAGAAUGGGAAAUGAGGGUUGCUGUGCUCGUGGAUUUCAGCUUACCAACAACGAAUCAAAUAUCGACAUGUGGAUGCUGUCCAGGGUGAGUAACGCAGCUGCAAUUUGCGAUGAGGGCUUCGCUCAGUACGAUUUCAACGGCGCUACAACAGCUUGUUACAACUUGUGGUUGUAUGAUUUGUGCGACGUUUAUCUGGAAUGUUUGAAACCUGUGUUCCAAUGUGGAACUGAUAAGCAAAAACAAGCUGCUCAACGUGUCUUAUUCAAAACCUUGGACGUUGGCUUGCGAUUACUGAGUCCGUUUAUGCCUUUCAUCACAGAGGAGUUGUAUCAACGCUUACCUCGUAAAAACUUAGUUUUUCCCAGUAUAUGCGUCAGUCCGUAUCCUACUGCCACCGAGUGUCCAUGGAGAAAUGAAGAGUUGGAAAGGGACGUUGACUUUGCUCAGAAAGUUGUACGAAGUAUUAGGUCGUCGCGAGGUGCUUACAACAUACCAAAUAAAACGAAAACUGAAGCUUACUUUGUGAGCCAUGACGACGAGCACAGGGACAAAGUUACUAAGUACUCCGAUAUUAUCAGUACGCUGGCGUACUCGAUCAUUCGUCUGGAGGACCCUCCUGGAGGCUGUGCUAUUCUUACGAUUUCAGAUAAGCUUCAGGUGCAUCUGUUGCUGAAGGGCAUCAUUGAUCCCGUUAAAGAAUUAGAAAAACUGAAAAAAAAAGAAGAUCAAUUAAAAGGAACGAUUCAAAAGCUGAAACAAGCCAUGUCAUCGACCGAUUAUAGCGUCAAAGUACCUGCUGAAGUGCAAGAAAUGGAUAAGGAGAAGGUUCUCAGUAAUGAAGGCGAGAUGCAAAGAUUGGUAGAAGCUAUGGAGGCUCUACGAACUUUAUGAAUAAAUGAAAUUUUUUAGUAUCAAUUUUAUUAACUUAUUAUUUAUUAACGAUUCUUAAUGUUCUUAAUGAAAAAAGUAUCUGAAGAUAAGUAAUUGAAUUUUUAUGCAUAUUUUCUCGAUAUUAUAUGUUUCUCAAGCAUAAAACACAGUGAACAUUAGUUAUCUCAGCCAGGUUCAUUCAGGUUUGAAGACAAGUGUUCAUGGAAGGUUUAGGCAUGCAAAUUGAAAUUUCUUAGCUUUAUAUUAGAGAUUUUAAGCCGAUGUUUAUAGUUUCAUCGACUAACCAACAGUCUGUUUAUGAUUUUUACAUGGGCAUGAGAAGGUUUACAUAGAACAUAAGCAGCCCCGUCAACUGGUAAAAUUACAGGGCGCAUUUUGUAACAGGCCACAAGCCCUGAAUUUUGCUGCUGGUACUGUAGCUGCCUGCAAACAGAAAAGUACCCGAAACAAAUCGAAAAAGAAUGGCUGGCCUGUUUCUGUUGAUCGCACAUUAAAUCGAGCGAUUCGACAAGUUUUUUUUUUCAAUUGAUCCAAAAUAUUGCUUAUAAUGUCAUUGAAGAGUUGCGUCAGGUUGCCAAUAGAUUUUUAAAACACAAAAUCAAAAUGUGUAUUAAUUGUAGUUUAAAUUUAUUUUCACGGAUCAGAUGCAUGAAA